This is a messenger RNA of Boleophthalmus pectinirostris (great blue-spotted mudskipper), 2545 nucleotides long. RefSeq names its product medium-chain acyl-CoA ligase ACSF2, mitochondrial-like. Gene Ontology annotation, molecular function: medium-chain fatty acid-CoA ligase activity. Lineage: Eukaryota; Metazoa; Chordata; Actinopteri; Gobiiformes; Gobiidae. Gene Ontology annotation, biological process: fatty acid metabolic process. The record is from RefSeq and is a predicted model, not a curated record.
UUGUCAGUAGCUCACCGCCCCUUGAGCAUCAUGCUUCUGCGGGCCAGACUCAAAAUUAAUUACAAAUGGAAAUCUGCCAGAAUAAGUCGCCUGAGCUUGUGCAGGAGUCUGCACGUGGACAGUCCUCCUCAGCAGCCCACCCUCCGCAGCAGCUAUGUCCACGGCACGUCUUCAGUGUCUCUGCUGCAGCUCACUGUGAGCCAGGCCCUGGACUCGGUCACAGAGCGCUGGCCUGAGCGAGAGGCGCUGGUCUGUGUGGAGGACGGGGUCAGGAAAACCUUUGCACAAUUUCACCAAGAUGUGGACAGGCUGGCUGCAGGACUGCUGGCUCUGGGUCUAAAACCAGGAGACCGUGUGGGAGUGUGGGGCCCCAACUCAUAUGAAUGGAUCCUGUCUCAGUUUGCCACAGCCAAGGCUGGCAUGAUACUGGUUCCACUGAACUCGGCCUAUCAAAUGAAGGAGCUGGAGUUUACUCUUAAAAAGGUUCAGUGUAAAGCAGUCAUUUGCCCUUCUAGUUUCAAAACCCAAAAGUUCAGUGAAAUCCUCAGACGCCUCUGUCCAGAGAUCGACACGUCACCAAAAACCCAAAUCCAAAGCUCCAGACUUCCAGACCUGCGGAUGGUGAUCCUGAUGGACAGCGUGCAGCCGGGAAUGUUGCGCUUCCAGGACGUGAUGGACGCAGGCGAGAGUCGGCACCACAGAGAGCUGAUGGAUCUGCAGAGCAAGUUCACCUGUGACGAUCCCAUUAACAUCCAGUUUACCUCGGGAACAACUGGUAAUCCAAAAGGAGCCUGUCUGUCGCACCAUAAUAUUGUUAAUAACGCAUAUUUAGCAGGACUCAGAAUGGGAUAUGGGUGGAGGCCCGAAGCGCGUGUGUGUGCUCCUGUGCCCCUGUGCCACUGCUUUGGCUCUGUGAUGGGAUCGAUGACCAUGGCCGUACACGGUAUCACACUGAUCUUUCCUUCCAAGGGCUACAACAGCAGCGACAGCCUCAAGGCCAUUCAGAAUGAAAGGUGCAACAUCGUCUAUGGGACUCCCACAAUGUUCAUAGACAUGCUGAACCAAACAGACCUCCACACGUUUGACUUGUCUUCUGUUGAAGGAGGUCUCAUGGGAGGAGCCCCGUGUCCUCCUGAGAUUCUGAAAAGACUUAAAACGGAGAUGAACAUGAAAGAAAUGAUGACAGGUUAUGGAACCACUGAGAAUAGUCCUCUCACCUUCUUAGGAUUCCCCCUGGACACUGACGACCUCAAGUGUAAUACUAUCGGCUGCAUAAUGCCCCACACUGAGGCGAAAGUGGUGGACCCUGUCACUGGGGUCACAGUUCCUCUGGGAGCUUCAGGAGAGCUCCUGAUCAGAGGGAGCUGUGUGAUGCUCGAAUACUGGGCAGAUGAAGCCAAAACCAGAGAGGUCAUUGGUAAAGACCGCUGGUACAGGACAGGAGACAUAGCCAGUUUGAACAGCAGGGGAUAUUGUGUUAUCAAAGGACGCAUAAAAGAUUUGAUCAUCAGAGGAGGAAACAUCUACCCAGCUGAAAUAGAGCAGUUUUUAUUCACACAUCCAAAGGUCAAAGAGGUGCAUGUGGUCGGAGUGAGAGACGAGCGGCUCGGUGAGCAGGUUUGUGCCUGUAUCACCCUGAAAGAUGGACAGAGCUGCACUCCACAGGAGAUCCAGUCUUUCUGCAAAGGACAGAUCUCGUACUUUAAGAUUCCACAGUACGUGGAGUUUGUGGACGGGUUUCCGUUGACAGCUUCUGGAAAGAUUAAGAAGAUUGAACUAAAGGAAAUUAUUGAGAAAAAAUUGGGAAUUUAAUUAUAUGUAACACAGUUUUUAUGAAAGGUAGUAGAUGACACUUAUUAAUAUUUAUAUAGUAUAAUAUAAAACCAACAGAGCAGACAUAGUUAGUUUGAACAGCUCUGAACAGCUAUCUUGAAAGGCACUAAAUAAAUGCACUCAAUCAAUCAAUCAAUCAAUCAAUCAAUCAGACAGUUAACUGUUGCAGUCGUCUAUCACAUAGAAACUUUGUGGGCUGAUUUGAGCAGAGUGCACACACUUUUUGGUCCUAGUCCUCCUUUGGGUCAGUGACGCCUCUGACGUAGGCAGAAGUGGUACUGGCCACUGAAACAUGUCAGGUCAAUAAGAUAUUUAGCUUUUUACAAUUUGUCUUAUUAGAAUAAAAUACAAGUUUCUAUAUAAUAAAAGGACAAAAUCAAAUUUCUAAAUGUUGCCUACUAUCACAGAUCUGAUGUUGGACUUAAGUUGUUGACAUAAACAACUGUCAAACUGCUAAAACCAUAAUGUUUAGUUGUUGGGGUUUUUUUUUUCAAUUCCUUUGACACACUUUUUUCUUGAAAACUGACAUUUGCAGCAGCUCAUAGCAGAUUUUACCGUCAACACUCACCAACUUUGGUCAUGUGUUUUGUGUGUGUUAGGUCAUGUUUAUGCUUUUUUUCUUUUUAUCUAUCUUGUUAUCUUAAUGUUUUAUCAAUUAAGAAUGACAUAAUAUUGUGAAAGCAGUAAAGUACUUCUGAAAACAUUUUUGUAC